This is a messenger RNA of Liolophura sinensis, 1239 nucleotides long. Its product is annotated as cysteinyl leukotriene receptor 2-like. The record is from RefSeq and is a predicted model, not a curated record. Gene Ontology annotation, molecular function: G protein-coupled receptor activity. Gene Ontology annotation, biological process: G protein-coupled receptor signaling pathway. Lineage: Eukaryota; Metazoa; Mollusca; Polyplacophora; Chitonida; Chitonidae. The transcript has a single exon. Gene Ontology annotation, cellular component: plasma membrane. Bases 1 to 1239 code for a protein of 412 amino acids.
AUGCAGCCCAUUUUGAUUCUCAUAACCGUAGCCUUCUUGAUGUACCAAGCCAGGCCAGCCUUAUUGUUAGAGACAAAUUUCAGUGUUUCAAAUAACCUAGAUUCUCUAGACGAUUCUUUAGUCCAAAGAGAAACUUUGGACAUUUCAGACAACUUUGCUAUCGGCCUAAACCAAAGCUUGAGCAACGACACCAGCGGUGGGGUAGAAAAUGGCGGAAAAACUCCCAAAGUUGACACACUGGGAAUGGUUAUGGAGCCUAUCUUCUUCACUACGGGAGUCGUCGGCAAUUCGUUGACCAUCAGAGUCCUGCUUGGGAAGGACUUCAGAGCGCUGCCGGUGAGCUUGACCCUUGUUUGUCUGGCCAUUUCAGAUAUGACCAUCACCAUCUUGCACCCCUUUAACAGAUCUUUCUUCCGGAAACUCGUUGGAGUUGAUAUUCGUUCCAUCAACGGAGACAUAGGUUGUAAACUGUUCUUCUGGGGCUGGAGAAGUGCCAAAAUGACCUCAUCCUGGUUUGUCGUCUUCGUCUGCAUAGAGCGUUUCCUGGUGGUGUGGUUUCCGCUGAAAGUGAAGCAGAUCAGUACCAGACGGAACACCCUUUGUGGGCUUCUUGGUAUCUAUAUCACCAUCUGUUCCAUCACCGGAGCUUGGACCUUUGCAUCCGGACUGAAAAACGGUGCAUGUGUUCCUGACAUGAAAGCUAAAGGUUUUGAGGAGAUGACUCGAGUGUUUUUAAUCACUGGGACAAUGGUAUACAGUGGCCUACCUAGCGCCUUGAUGAUCACCUUUACAGCCCUAAUUAUCACGAAACUUUUCGUCAGUCGAAGACAGCGAAAGAAACUCUCUACGACGGUCAGCAAUGCGGACACAGCUACGCUGAAGAUCACUGCUAUGUUGAUUGGAAUUACCAUUGCUUACAUUCUCCUCGUAAACCCGCAUGCAAUCCUCCACAACAUCGCCUUCGCCACAGGCAAGGACUUCUUCGAGAGCACUUCGCCAAUGAUUAAAACAGGGAGAGAAAUCGCGCAGGUCCUUGAGCAAAUUAAUUAUUCCAUCAACUUCUUCAUGUAUAUUUUAUGUAGUGCCCAGUUUCGAAGGCGGGUCACAGAAGUCCUGGGAUUGACGAAAUGUAUCAAAGAACAGGAAAGAAAGGAAUCUCACACCAGAAGAACGGACAUGAGCGAAAGCGAGGAUUCGAAGCAAAGAUCUGUGAGCGUGAAACAUCAAGUAGAAGCAUAA